Molecule: messenger RNA, 294 nt
Organism: Miscanthus lutarioriparius
Lineage: Eukaryota; Viridiplantae; Streptophyta; Magnoliopsida; Poales; Poaceae
Source: the annotation of a GenBank genome assembly
AUGAACAGCAGUGAUGAUAAUGUGGUGGUUGAGAAGACUGUUGUGAUGCUCGAAAAUGAGGUGGUUUCAACACCUCCGGUUAUUCUACAUUCUGGAAGAAAUACAGCAAAGGAAGCUUCUGGUGAUGACAGGACAGAGAAACCCAGUCCGGAAUUGGAGUACAUUGCUAUCAGGGCUCCACUGUCUCCAGUUAUUCUUUCGGAGGCCGAGACUCCUGUCACCAAUGGAUCUGAUGACCAGGGGAGCUCAUAUGAGUCAUCAACUAAAAGGCCAAACAUUGCUCUGUACUAUUAA